AUGCGUCCAACGUUUGAUAAUCUUGAAAAGCCAUUUUAUGAUCAUGGUGUUGUCGAAUUGGUGGACUUUCUUUGGGAUUAUGAAAAACAUUGUGAAUUGAAAAGGUGGAAUGAUAAUAAGGCAAUGAUUAAAGGGAUUGUAGAAGUUGAGGAAAAGAUUAAUAAGGUGUGGAAUAUAAAGCAAAAGGACCAUGAAUCUAUAUUGUUAUACACUUACCGUUAUGAGACGCUUGUGGCUCCGGUUGAAUCAAUGUGUCCAAUAAUGUAUGACGAAGCAAAAGAAUGGGCAUUGGAAUUGGAAGCAGAAAUCAACGAUGAUGGGAUGCAAGGAAUUGAGAUAGGCAAUACGUUAGUUAAAGCUGACGUUGAAGUCAAAAGAGUUGGAAUUAAAAAGAAGAAC
Racocetra fulgida is the source of this 399-nucleotide messenger RNA. The record is from the annotation of a GenBank genome assembly. NCBI's taxonomy places the organism in Eukaryota, Fungi, Glomeromycota, Glomeromycetes, Diversisporales, Gigasporaceae.